AGAGAGAAUAUUAUUCAAAGCAGCGGAAAGAGAAGCUUUGAUUAAAAGUCGAGAAAAGAAAGAGUUCCAUUUGAGAGAGAGAGAGAGAGAGAGAGGGAGAGGGGAAAAGCAAAGGCAUUUCGGUUGGAUCAUCACAGCUUCACGCGCACCAAACAACAGCAAACGGCACUUUCCUCUUCUUCUUCUUCAUCGUCUUCGGAGGCAUUGGCUUAGGGUUUCCGAUCGCUGCUCUCUGCAGUUUACUUGGAGAAAGUGAACGGCCUGGGGUGAGGGUUUCUAGUAGUUGAGGUUCCAGUUAGAAAAAUGGAGUGGGCAAGGCGAUGGUUUAGUAAGUUUCGGUCUAAAGAUAAAUACAAGUCCUCGAACAAGGAAAAUUCUACAAAUGUAAAAGAAGGGUCAAAAGCACCAACAAAUGAAGAAGCGCCUUCAAAUGCUACUAAGCAGAAGGUUGCCGCAGCUAAGCAGUACAUAGAAAAACAUUACAAAGAGCAGAUGAAGAGCUUACAAGAGAGGAAGGAAAGGCGUAAUAUGCUGGAAAAGAAAUUGGCAGAUGCUGAGGUCUCUGAGGAAGAGCAGAACAACAUAUUAAAGUAUUUGGAAAAGAAGGAAACAGAGUACAUGCGCCUUCAGAGGCAUAAAAUGGGUGCUGAUGAUUUUGAACCAUUGACAAUGAUAGGAAAGGGUGCAUUUGGGGAGGUUAGAAUAUGUAGAGAAAAGAAAACAGGUCAUGUAUAUGCUAUGAAAAAGCUUAAAAAAUCAGAAAUGCUUCGCAGGGGACAGGUUGAGCAUGUCAAAGCGGAAAGAAAUCUACUUGCAGAGGUUGAUAGCAAUUGCAUUGUCAAACUUUACUGUUCCUUCCAAGAUGAAGAGUUUCUGUAUCUUAUAAUGGAGUACCUCCCCGGUGGAGAUAUGAUGACUUUGUUGAUGCGGAAGGACACUUUGACAGAAGAUGAGGCCAGGUUUUAUGUUGGGGAAACAGUCCUGGCCAUUGAAUCUAUCCAUAAACAUAACUACAUUCACAGAGAUAUCAAGCCUGACAACUUGCUGCUUGAUAGAUAUGGCCACAUGAAAUUAUCAGAUUUUGGACUCUGUAAACCAUUGGACUGCAGUAAUCUUCAUGAAAAGGAUUUUUCUGUGGGAAAUAACCUUAGUGGUGCUCUUCAGAGUGAUGGACGUCCAGCUGCACCAAAACGCACCCAACAGGAACAACUCCAACAUUGGCAACGGAAUAGAAGGAUGCUUGCUUAUUCUACUGUUGGUACACCCGAUUAUAUUGCUCCAGAAGUUUUGCUGAAGAAAGGAUAUGGAAUGGAAUGUGAUUGGUGGUCUCUUGGUGCUAUCAUGUAUGAAAUGCUUGUGGGAUAUCCACCCUUUUAUUCUGAUGAUCCCAUGUCCACUUGUCGGAAGAUAGUAAACUGGAGAACUCAUUUAAAGUUUCCUGAGGAAGCAAAGCUAUCUCCAGAAGCAAAGGAUCUUAUCAGCAAAUUGUUAUGUAAUGUUGAUCAAAGACUUGGAACAAAAGGCGCAGAUGAAAUAAAGGCUCACCCAUGGUUCAAAGGCAUUGAAUGGGACAAAUUAUAUCAGAUGAAGGCUGCAUUUAUUCCUGAGGUCAAUGAUGAGUUGGACACUCAGAACUUUGAGAAGUUUGAAGAGGUUGAAAACCAAAUUUCAACUGCAACAAGAUCUGGCCCGUGGAGGAAGAUGCUCUCGUCCAAGGACAUUAACUUCGUCGGUUACACAUAUAAGAACUUUGAAAUUGUAAAUGACCACGAAGUACCUGGAAUUGCUGAAUUAAAGAAGAAGAGCAACAAAAUUAAGAGGCCGACUGUCAAGUCCCUUUUUGAUAAUGAGUUGGACACCGCUGCGAAUCAACCUGCUCAAGGAAGCUUUCUCAGCCUCUUGCCUCCACAGCUAGAAGUCACAAAAGAAAAUGAAGCAUCAUAAGCCUCACCAGCUAGUUUCUCCAUGUUCAGUCGGAAGGUUUUUUCUUAACUCUGCUUGCGGGUAUACUCAGAAGUGUGGAAGUUUGUGUGUCACAAGAGGCAGUUUUUGCGGGUUUUAAUCUGCCUUUGAUCAACUUCGAUUUGGUCUAUGUAAAUCUUUUUCCAGUGUAAAUUAUCUGUUCAACUACUACUGAUGAUGCCGCCUUUUCUUCUUUUAAAUUUUCCCACUAACCUUUAUCAAGCAUCAGAAAUGUGUAUAAUUACCCUUUCCUCUUCGUCAUUGUUGACCAUGUAAUUACAUUCUUAGAAUUUGAUUAAUGAUAGCAAUGCCAUUUCUUAA
This is a messenger RNA of Diospyros lotus (date-plum), 2283 nucleotides long. RefSeq lists its product as uncharacterized. The coding region runs from base 304 to 1944 and encodes 546 amino acids. The record is from RefSeq and is a predicted model, not a curated record. Gene Ontology annotation, biological process: intracellular signal transduction; peptidyl-serine phosphorylation. The transcript is spliced from 14 exons. NCBI's taxonomy places the organism in Eukaryota, Viridiplantae, Streptophyta, Magnoliopsida, Ericales, Ebenaceae. Gene Ontology annotation, molecular function: ATP binding; protein serine/threonine kinase activity.